AUGCCAACAAACACACUGCUCCGCUCCCUCCUCAUUGCCACCAUAUCCUCCAACAAAUUCCUCUUGGUGCCAUCACUACAACUUCUAUCCUUUCUCUCAAAACCAAACAGAAGCUUUCUUUUCAAUGUUGAUCGGAACCCUGUUCUCAAAGCAAUAUUGAAGAGGACUUUGUACAGUCAGUUUUGCGCCGGAGAGACAGAGCAAGAGACGCGAGCUUGUGUCAAGCAGCUCAAGGAUCUGGGCUUCAAAGGCAUCAUUUUGACUUAUGCGAAAGAGAUGGUUUUUGAUCACAAGGCAAAGUCAGCAAAUCAUUAUACGUCGGACAAAUUUGUCGACAAGGCGGAAUCGGCACAUGAUGCGGAUAUUGAGGCGUGGAGAGUAGGGACGCUAAGAACGCUGGACUUGAUUUCUGAAGGCGACAUCUUGGCCAUAAAAACAACAGGCGGCGGCCCAGCCGUCUCUGCAGCCUUCAGCAAAGGCCAAUUGCCUCCCCAGCAAAUGCUCUCGGCGCUGGAUGAAAUCGCAAAAAAGUGUUCAGACCGCGGCGUUCAGAUCAUCGUCGACGCCGAGUCUCAGCACUGGCAGACGGGAAUCGCACGCACAACUCUCCAGCUCAUGCGCAAGUUCAAUCGCAACGGCAAAGCCAUCAUCUACAACACGUACCAAGCGUACCUCAAAGAAACGCCCGCAGUCGUCAUGCAGCACAUGGCCGAGGCCGAGGAACACGGGUUUACACUGGGCCUGAAGCUCGUUCGUGGAGCCUACAUAUUAUCCGACGACCGGGCCUUGAUCCACGACACCAAAGAGGACACGGACAACGCGUACAACAGCAUCGCCCACGGAGCAUUGCGUCAGCACCUCGGCGUCUUUGGCGGCUCAGGCCCGGAUUCCCGACCGUUUCCCUCGCUCAACCUUCUCCUCGCCUCGCAUAAUCGCCACUCCGUCUUGUCGGCUAGCGCUCUGCACCGCCAGCGCCGAGAGGCCGGACUCCUCACCGUACCUGUCGCAUAUGGCCAGCUGCACGGCAUGUCUGACGAAGUCAGUUUCUCGCUUCUUGCGCAAAGGACCGCCGGCGGCAUGCCGCCUGAGGUGUUCAAAUGCACGACUUGGGGCUCCAUGGGCAACCUAGGCACAUCCAUCCUACACACGCUGCUCAACACAGGCGCCACCAGCCCCAGCGCCACUUUCACACACUACAUCGCAUGCGUAGCCUCGGCAGCCUCGGCAACACGACUGGCGCAACGCUUCGCCGCACACAUAGCGAGCGGAACCCUACGCGUAGAACGCAGCAAUAACAAUAGCGCUGCGAUACGCGAUGCACACGUCGUUGUGCUGGCUGUGGAUCCCGCGCAGCUGUGUGCGACGUUGGCGGGAGACGGGGUGCGAGAAGCGUUUUAUCAGCGGCGGGGCUGUAAUGGCGAUGGCGAAACAGGAGAAAAAGAAGAAGAAGAAGAAGAAGAAGAAGACGGCAAACUACUCAUCAGCAUAGUUGCAGGCGUUUCAACAAGAUAUUUGGAAUCUCUUCUUCUUCCGCCUCCUCUUACACGUGCCAACGCCAACACGACUCGAAAACUCCACAUGCUGCGGACCCUCCCCAACGUCUGCGCCAGCGUAUCCCAAUCGCUCACGGCCAUCGAAUCGCCCGUAGAUUCAACCCGCAGUUUCCCAGCGGCGCAUCUCGAAACCGCAACUGCGCUGUUCAAUCACGUGGGCAAAGCCGUGGUAGUGGAGCCGCGACAUAUGGAUGCCACGACGGCGGUGGCCGGGUCAACGCCUGCGUUCUGGGCUGUGAUUGUAGAUGCGUUUGUGGAUGCAGCCGUGGCAGUGGGGUUGCCGCGGGCGCUGGCGCAGGCGCAGAUAUACCAGAGUAUGCGGGGCGCGGCGGAGAUGCUGGCGGGGGGUGUGGAGCCGGGCCAGUUGAGGGAUAUGGGGACGAGUCCUGAGGGGUGUACGAUUGGGGGGAUCAUGGUGUUGGAGGAGAUGGGCGUGAGGGGAGCGUUGGGAAAGGCAUUGCGGGAGAGCGUUACCAUUGCAAGGGAGAUGGGGAGGGGUGGUGGAGAGGGAGAGAAACAUGUGAAUGAUACGAGGAGGGAGUGA
Molecule: messenger RNA, 2097 nt
Organism: Exserohilum turcica Et28A
Lineage: Eukaryota; Fungi; Ascomycota; Dothideomycetes; Pleosporales; Pleosporaceae
Exons: 3
Coding region: 1-2097 (698 amino acids)
Cellular component (GO): mitochondrion
Molecular function (GO): FAD binding; proline dehydrogenase activity; pyrroline-5-carboxylate reductase activity
Source: RefSeq, a predicted model, not a curated record